UGUGUGUAUAUGAUUAUGUGCUAGAAAGUAUACAUAAUGCCUUAUCUAAUUAGAUAUACUUAUCAAUUGGGGCAAAUGAAAGUUAUGUAUCCAAUGGGAGCCGUCGUAGUAUUAUGUUGCAUAAAAAUCAUUCAUGUACACGAAUUUGCUCACUCAGAUAGUCACAGUGUGAAUACCUUUUACAUCUUAAGUCAAUGUCAAAGACUUAUUUGAUAAGCACGCAUAGGCGCAGGAGUGGCUGUGUGGUAAGUAGCUUGCUGGAGAGUAUGUCCAAUUGCUUAUGCUGAGUCUGUCUCACAAAUAUUAAAUAACUUUUUUGCUCUUUGGAGAAAUGAGAUUUGUUGGUCAGGUUUUAUCGAAGACAUGAUUGUUGAUGAGAAAGGAGUUUCUUGGUUUCUCAGAGUGAUGGAAGUUGAUGGUGGCUACUUUAAACUGUUAUCUUCCAGCCAUAACCUUGGUGAUAUUUUUUUUUUUACUUUUAAAAUGCUCCUAUCGACGGAUAGGAUUUUCUUUUCUUUUUAGACAAACCGUCAGUUUUAGCCCAGACACCCUUUAUGCGUAUAUGCUAAUCAGUACAUAUAAUACCUUAUCUAAUUAGGUUCGUCCAUGAUUUGGGGUAGAUGAACGUUAUGAAAGAGAUAUUGUCCCAAUAUUAAGAUAAAAAUAAAUUAUUCCUUAACACGCAUUCACAAACUUCUGCAAUCAUAGUGUAAAUACGUCUUAAUUUUCAAGUCAAUGUAAAUGACUUUAACCUUAAAAGAUUAUUCCUUACUGUCUUAUUUCAAUCAUAUUUGAGUAUUUGAUGCACUGAAUAUAAUUGAAAGCAGCAUUAUCAAAGGUGGAUUGAGGUCUACCCCAGACUUGGUGUUUUAAAGAUGACCGAGCAACAACAGUUAACAUUUGUGCAAUUGCGUCACUUGCAGAAUUCACGUGACAUCAAGACAUUCAUGGGAAAGUGGAAGGUAUUAAAUGAAGAAGAGGAUAAGUUCAGAUUCUGUUGUGGCCUGAGAUAAGAGCGAUCACCUGUUUUUAUUGCAUAUGAGGAGCCAUGAUAGCCAUGAGGAAGAUGACAAAGAAACGUGAAUGCACCACAAUCGAUUAAUUCUUCCCUGAACGAAGAACGUGAAGAAACGUUAAGAAAUAUUCAAAAAACUUUAUUUCGCAACUUCACCGAUUCUCUCCACCGACAUUUGUCAGUGAAUAAUUACUUCCUGAAAUUGGAUCAUCGGUUUUUGCCACAUUUUGAAUACAACAAACGGAAUGAUUCGACAUGGAAUAGAAACUAUAUUCUAAAUACCACCACACUGGUACAUUGAACUGAUAUAAAUUAUAAUUAAACAAGCAAUACAAACCAUAUUGCAGACACAGCUUUCAAGGAAUUUCCUACCAUUCUGCAUCGUAGCUUCAGUGAAAUUUUAUGCAACAAAAUAUUCUUCUACACGUCAAAGAACCGAUCGGCAACCUCAGUCCUUUCAGCGGUUUCUUAUGUGAGGUAUCAUAAUUACUGUCGACAGAAAGACCUGGAAAUUGUGCUGUUAAUUUCUGUGCCACACUUUACAGAAUUUAAAAAUAAUUCCAGAAUCUGUUUUCUUUCUAACUUAUUGACAGAACUCUGCACAUUCACAUUUGUUUUUUUAUUCCUAUUUCAAAGCAAAGCAAGAACGAAAUAACUUACGAAAGGAUUAUAACUGACGAUGAGACACUAAACGUCAAGCAAAAACUUAUGAAAAAACAGUAGAAAGAACGCAAUAAUGUCGAAGUUUACCAAUAAAAUUAAGCGUUAUUAUUCGUGUCGGUGGAGAUUAUGUUAUGCCUGUAGUAUGGCUUUUCUUCUAAUACAAACUUUAAGAGUUGAUCUAGGUAUGGCUUUUGUAUGCAUGUUGAAAACACCCAAUCGUACAACUGAGGAAGUCAACAAUACUACAAGCAACCAACUUUGUUCGGGUUUGGAAAAUCAUUCAAUCGCACAAACUUUUGAAGGUGAGUUUGAAUGGAGCAACACACUACAAUCACAUAUGUUGGCUGGGUUCUUCUAUGGGUAUACGGUGGCUGGUUUUGGCGGUGUGUUGGCGGAUAAAUAUGGUGGGAAAAGAGUUCUGGGAGCUUCACUUCUCUCAGCAUCAAUUUUGACCAUUCUUCACCCAAGUUUAUCUCGGAUUAGUGGUUACAUUACGCUUGUUCUAAGGAUAUUGACAGGAGCAGUAUCGGGGCUGUUGCCUCCAGCAAUUCAGUCCUUAUUUGGACGUUGGGGACCUCCACAAGAGAUAAGUUUAUCGAUAGGAUUUGUAUAUGCUGGUCAAAUUCUGGGUAAUAUUGUAGGUCUUUCAACAGGAGGUUACCUUUGUGUUUAUGGAUUUGAUAAUGGAUGGGGUUCUAUAUUUUAUGUAUUUGGUGGAUUAACGUUAUUGUUUUGUUGUGUGUGGUUUUAUGUUGUUCACGAUAAUCCUGAAGUCCAUCCCACUAUCAGCGAAGAAGAACGUUCCUACUUAAACAAAACUAUAAAAUGUCAAAAUGUCGUUAGAAGAGUACCAUGGAAACAGUUGAUGUUAUCACCAGCUGUCUGGGCAAUCAAUUUUGGUAUGUUUGCUUAUGCCUGGACGAAUGUAUCUUUCCAGACAUUGCUUCCUCUAUAUAUGAAAGAAACCUUAAACGUUAAUACAACAAUCAACGGUUUAAUGUCGUCUGCUCCUUCAGUUGGACAAAUCAUUGCUCUUCCGUUGAGUGGAAGAAUUGCAGAUUUUUUACGAUCAAAGAAAUAUCUCUCGACUCGAGCUGUACGAAUUUUAUUCCAAACUUUUUCUAUGAUGGCUUCAGCAAGUUUGUUGAUUGUCAUAGGAUUUCUCAGAUGUGACAAAUCCAUUCAAAUAACUUUGCUCUUCUUUCUCAGUGGUAUAUCGCUAUCAUUUUCCAGUGGUGGAGUUCUCGUCAACAAUAAUGAUUUUGCUCCAAGUUAUGCUGGUAUUGUAUUUGGAAUUUGUAGCUUUUUUGGCGCAAUAGCAGGUAGCCUUUGUUCCGUGGCUGCGAAAGCUCUCACUCCAAACGGUACGCAUGAAGAAUGGCAGAUGGUAUUUGCGUUGUGUGCUGCUGUAUGUGUAUCUGGAGCAAUAUUAUUUGCAAUAUUGGUAAAAACUGAGACGCAAGUUUGGGCUAGAGGGGAAGGAACCUAUAUAAGAUGUGUAAAUAUAGUUAGAAUAGUACCAUGGAAACGGUUGUUGUUAUCACUGGCUGUAUGGGCAAUUAAUGUCGGUUUGUUUAGUUAUGCUUGGACGAAUAUAUCUUUCAUGGUGUUGCUGCCUUUAUAUAUGAAAGAAGCCUUAAACGUUGAUACAACGUCCAACGGUUUCAUGUCGUCUUCUCCUUCGGUUGGACAAAUUAUUUCUAUGCCAUUAUGUGGAAGAUUUGCAGAUUUUUUACGUUCAAAGAAAUAUCUGUCAACGCGUUCAGUUCGAAUUUUAUUCCAAACAUUUGCUAUGGUUGUUUCAGCAAGUCUGCUGAUUGCCAUGGGAUUCCUCAGAUGUGACAGAACUAUUCUAAUAACUCUGCUUUUGUUUCUCAGUGGUAUAUCGCUAUCAUUUACCAGUGGCGGUGUUCUCGUUAACAGCAGAGACAUUGCUCCAAGUUAUGCUGGUAUUAUAUAUGGAAUCGGUAACACUUUCGGGUCAAUGGCAGGCAGCCUUAGUUCCGUGGCCGCAAAAGCUCUCACCCCAAACGGUACACGAGAAGAAUGGCAGGUUGUGUUUGCGUUGUGUGCUGUUGUAUGUGUUUCUGGAGCAAUAUUAUUUGCAAUAUUGGUAAGAACAGAUAUUCAAGACUGGGCAAGUUCAGAGGGAUCUAGCUAGCUCAUCUGUUAGAAUAGAAAUAAGUAGCUUAACUAGAUUAGUGUGUGCUAGACUACUGAUGGCUUAUGAUAUUAAUAUUAUCAUACAGUAUUACAUAGACUAGCAGAAAAACCGCCCUCCGCUGGCAUAUGUGUUGCUCAUAUUGAUAUUAUAUAUACAUAUAGAUAUGAUACAUAGAUUAUAGAGUAAAUUGACAAUAUUCUCAUGAAUUGAACACAGACUCAGUUAUAUUUUAUUCUGUCAUCAGUAAAAUAAUCCAUAAUGCAUUUAAAAAAGACGAUAAAGAAAAUUGGAAAAGAGAUGAGACUGUCAAGGGAAAAUGUUCAUGAAUCUUCACUUGAGUGAAUUAGAAAAUAGAUGCUCUGCUGGGAAUUAAGGAAUUACAUUUACCAAUAUGAAGAAUUGAGUUUUGCUAUAUUGUUGUUUCAUUAUAUUCCCUUAUAGACGUCUGAAGUGUUUCUAGUGUCCCUUUCCUAGCAAUUAAAAAAGAUUAAAUACAUUUCAAUUAAAAGAGGACAAUGAAUGUUUCACAUCACUGUAGAAUUUUUUUGUGGACACAACUGUCAACAAAUGGACACUUUUCAUUUAUCUCGGUUAAUAUUGUUAUAUUUUCUUUUCUUGACGCUCUUGAUAAUGUAACAUACAUCUGACCAUGUGCGAAGAAUUGUGUUGGGAGAUGAUAUUUUUGACUAAAUAAUUUCAAAGUGGUACCCCAGCAUGACCGCAGUCUAACACAAUUUGAAAACUUAAUUCUACUAGAUAGGGAUUAUUGUUUUUAUACCACGUAAUAUUUUCAAAAAUAAUUUAUUCACUUGUUUUAUUAUUUUUUCGCAUUAUUACAUUUUUACGAACACGAAGAAAAGAUAUUUGUUUACAUAUGGAAUUCAAACGGAAGUUGACAUUUAAACCAGAAGCAAAUCUUGUAAUAUUAAGCUUUAUAU
Messenger RNA from Octopus bimaculoides (California two-spot octopus), 4780 nucleotides. Its product is annotated as putative transporter slc-17.2. Gene Ontology annotation, molecular function: transmembrane transporter activity. Gene Ontology annotation, cellular component: membrane. NCBI's taxonomy places the organism in Eukaryota, Metazoa, Mollusca, Cephalopoda, Octopoda, Octopodidae. Gene Ontology annotation, biological process: transmembrane transport; monoatomic anion transport. The record is from RefSeq and is a predicted model, not a curated record.